Sabethes cyaneus is the source of this 401-nucleotide messenger RNA. It is a transcript of the gene Polr3K, whose product is annotated as DNA-directed RNA polymerase III subunit RPC10. NCBI's taxonomy places the organism in Eukaryota, Metazoa, Arthropoda, Insecta, Diptera, Culicidae. Gene Ontology annotation, biological process: DNA-templated transcription; termination of RNA polymerase III transcription. Gene Ontology annotation, molecular function: DNA-directed RNA polymerase activity; zinc ion binding; nucleic acid binding. Gene Ontology annotation, cellular component: RNA polymerase III complex. The transcript has 3 exons. The coding region runs from base 4 to 393 and encodes 129 amino acids. The record is from RefSeq and is a predicted model, not a curated record.
CGGAUGCGUGCGGUGUGCGUGUGGAGUGUGUCAUGUAACAAUCCGAGCCUAACUAAAUAUCGAACCAUGUUAAUGUUUUGUCCAACUUGUGGUAAUUUGCUUCUGGUGGAAGAAGGGACAGAUUCCCUGCGAUUUUCCUGUAACACAUGUCCCUAUAUUUGUAAAAUCAAACGAAAAAUUUCAACUCGUAUCUAUCCAAAGUUGAAGGAGGUUGACCAUGUUAUGGGCGGUGCUGCUGCCUGGGAAAACGUAGAUUCUACCGACGCAGACUGUCCUGCAUGUGCCCAUAAUAGAGCUUAUUUUAUGCAAAUGCAAACUCGUUCCGCGGAUGAGCCCAUGACCACGUUCUAUAAGUGUUGUAAUCCUAUCUGUGGGCACAAUUGGCGGGAUUAGAUAUCAAA